AUGCUGGCCGCUUCAUUCGCGGGCGACGUGCCACCGGGUCUAGGGUUUGCCAGGGUUCAGGGAGGAGCGCCUUUCACCUACGGGACACGGCACGCCUUUCCCGGCGUUGCCUUCGCGGCUCCUCCACAAGUGGCGUCUGCCAGAAUUCACGUCCCGGCGUCAGGCGUCGUCUACGGAGCUCCGAGGCCCACCCGAAUCUAUGGUGGCCCAGGUCCCAUCGGACUUGGUCAUUCUGGUCCCGGCGGUUUCGCCGGUCCUGUGCCAGCCGCUGUGGCGCCCCCGUACGCGGGUCUCCAAGUUGCUCCUGUAAUCGGCGGACGCCCUGCAGUGGUGACGGGAUUUGUGGCUCCGGCAGUGGCGAAGAUAAACCCGGUGCCGGCGAUCGUGAAGACUGUGGUUGCUGAGCCAGCAUACGGUCCCCACCCAUACAGCUUUGGAUACGACAGCGUGGACGAGUUCGGGAACAAGCAGUACCGUCACGAAACCAGCGACGCUAACAACGCAAAAAAGGGCUCCUAUGGCUACACCGACACCAACGGGAUCUACCGCCAAGUGGACUAUAUUGCGGACGCCAACGGAUUCCGCGCCACCGUCCGCACUAACGAGCCCGGCACCGCUCCAUCUGCCCCAGCCGGUGUUCUCUUCGACGCCAAGCCAGUUGUUGUCAAGCCGGCAGCCGUGGUCAAGCCUCUAGAGGCAGCAGCCCCCGCCAGUAUUCACACUGCACCGUCCCUUGUCGCCGGACCUACUUUGACAAGACUCAACGGGCCCCCAGCUGCGUUCAGCGGCCGGCUUGUGGCGAAGGUCGUGCCGCUCGGACGUGGACCCCUUCUCGCUGGACCUGUCGCACCUAGGGUACCCGCUUUCCUUGGUGGGCCCGGAAACAUCGGUGGGUACGGUCCAGUGGGCGCUGUUCUAGGAGCACCGGUGGGACGUCUUCACGGGGGACCUGGGGGUUUCGCUGGAUCGGUGGCUUCUAGGUUGCCGGCUGGACCUGCUGUGGUUGUUUCGGGACCUGGCCCUGCGUUCUCAGGUCACCACGUCCUCUCGGAACCGGCAGUCGUUGGUGCGGGACCUGUGCUCGCAAAAAUUCAUGGUGUUGGAAGCGGUCACCUGGGUCUGCACGCCAGUGGAGCUGGGGGCUAUUUCGCGGGACCGCACUCUCAUCAUGUCGGGCCAGCUAUCGUGAAAGCACGCUAAAGAAACCUUUCACACUUUAGGAUUUAACUGUAACUCAUAUUUCGCAAG
This is a messenger RNA of Ixodes scapularis (black-legged tick), 1248 nucleotides long. Its product is annotated as collagen alpha-2(I) chain-like. Gene Ontology annotation, molecular function: structural constituent of chitin-based larval cuticle. The record is from RefSeq and is a predicted model, not a curated record. The transcript has 2 exons. NCBI's taxonomy places the organism in Eukaryota, Metazoa, Arthropoda, Arachnida, Ixodida, Ixodidae. Gene Ontology annotation, cellular component: chitin-based extracellular matrix. Bases 1 to 1200 code for a protein of 399 amino acids.